This is a messenger RNA of Dracunculus medinensis (Guinea worm), 273 nucleotides long. The record is from the annotation of a GenBank genome assembly. Lineage: Eukaryota; Metazoa; Nematoda; Chromadorea; Rhabditida; Dracunculidae.
AUGCAACACACAUCAGCGAUUUUAGCGAAUGAUCCAAUUCCUGAAUAUAUGAAUGUACUUGGUAUGAUAUUUAGCAUGUGUGGCCUUAUGAUGAGGAUGAAAUGGUCUGCUUGGGUCGCUUUAUUUUGUUCAUGUGUUAGUUUUGCAAAUGCACGAUCAAAUGAUGAUGCUAAACAAAUCGUUAGUAGUUUUAUGUUAUCGGUUUCGGCAGUUGUAAUGAGUUAUUUACAAAAUCCUCAACCUAUUGUACCUCCAUGGGCGAAUCUGUUGUAA